Messenger RNA from Beta vulgaris subsp. vulgaris (sugar beet), 2258 nucleotides. Its product is annotated as ribosomal RNA small subunit methyltransferase, mitochondrial. Gene Ontology annotation, biological process: rRNA methylation. Gene Ontology annotation, molecular function: rRNA (adenine-N6,N6-)-dimethyltransferase activity. The transcript is spliced from 3 exons. Bases 330 to 1466 code for a protein of 378 amino acids. Lineage: Eukaryota; Viridiplantae; Streptophyta; Magnoliopsida; Caryophyllales; Amaranthaceae. Gene Ontology annotation, cellular component: mitochondrial matrix. The record is from RefSeq and is a predicted model, not a curated record.
ACCUAAGUUGAAUUCAAUAUCUCCGCGACUUGGUUAAGCCACUCUUUUGGAAGAUGAUUUCAUCCUCGAACUUGAAAUUGAAAGGUACAAUCCUUUAUAACGCAUCCAGCGUAGCUUGGUAGCAUUGUUAGAAUUGGAGGGGUGAUGGAUGUAAAUGUUACAAUUACAAAGACCUAAACAUCACCUGCCAUUCUGCCAAAAUUUGCGGGCGACAGAACACAAGUACACAACCAAACGUUAAAGUUGCUGAAGUUCUACUUACAGGAGAUGCUGAUGAUGAAGCUGUGACUUUUUGAACUUUGAAGAAUAAUAAACGAGGUAAAGACACAAUGCUUCAGCAACCUAAGUUCCACUGUUUUUCGCGAACUAUUUUUGUUCAGCAUUGCCAGCAGUUGCUUCGUGCUCUUGACUGUAAGCUUUAUCACCAUCGCAUCUCAGACGAUGACAAAUAUGUUGAUGACUCUGGUGAUAGAGAAAAUAGGGAAUGCCAUUUCCAACUAUAUAAAAGCAGGGGUCAACAUCUUCUGACUAGUGCUCGGGUUCUUGAUUCCAUUGUGAAGAACUCUAACAUCAAAGCCACUGACACAGUUUUAGAAAUCGGUCCUGGUACCGGAAAUCUCACUCUCAGGCUUCUAGAAGCUGCCAGUAGGGUUGUAGCUAUUGAAAUUGAUUGGAGAAUGGCGGAAGCACUUCAAAAGCGAGUUGCUGAAUCUGCAUUUGAAGACCGGUUAAAUCUAAUACGUGAAGAUGCACUGAAGACUGAGCUUCCCCAUUUUGAUCUGGUAGUGGCAAAUAUUCCUUAUGGUAUCUCUUCACCUCUGAUUGCUAAGUUGAUGUUUGGAACUCACUCAUUCAGGAGCGCAACGCUUCUUCUUCAGAAAGAGUUUGCACGCCGCUUGUUAGCUAAUCCAGGUGAUUCAGAGUUUAAUCGUUUAGCUGUGAACGUGAAGUUGGUCGCCGAAGUGGAACAUAUCAUGGAUGUAAGCAAGAGGGAUUUUCUUCCUGCUCCAAGAGUUGACUCGUCCGUUGUUCUAAUCAAACCAAAGGCGGAUAUCCCUAAAGUUGAUCUGAAUGAAUGGUGUGCUUUUACCAGGACUUGCUUCAAUAAGAAGAACAAGACAUUAGGAGCAACAUUUAAGCAAAAGAAGAGGUUGGUUGAGCUCAAGAGAAUUUCUAGUUUGAUGGGCGUGAAAGAAACUCAGAUACUGAACCUUUUUUCUGAUACCACUGAUGCAUAUGAAGAUGGAAAGGCUAAUUCUAGCUUACUGUCUUCAGAAAUAGAAAUGUCGUUUAAAGAAAAGGUAACUGAAAUUCUUAGAUCAAGUGGGUUUGAAGAUAAGAGGCCUCUAAAGCUAUCUAUUGAAGAACUAUUGCAUUUGCUUUCAUUGUUCAAUGAAAACAAGAUAUAUUUUCAUGACAAAGAAGAUGUAGGCAAUACAGAGCUGGAUACUUCUUUCGAACUGUAGACUCGUUUAGUUUUACCAAGACAAAAGAGAUCGCGCUGGUUGCAUUAAUGGGAAACGCGUUCCAGGUUUGAGGGCAUCACAUAUCAUACUCCGGGAAGAUGAGUAAUGUCACCCAAAAAUUUCUAAAUACUCCUGAAGCAUAUCGUCUUAAUGAGCAAAGACUCCUCAAACAUAUAUCAUGAGAUCAAGCAUGUGCUUGGUAAUUGGAUAUGGAGAACGGGGUACAAUGGAAAAGACUAUGCAGGAUGCAGCUGACUCAAUCCAACGGCUGGUUCUCUAAUGAUAUAAUCCUGAAGAAUAAACUUCGUACCAUCAGAAAUUGCGCUAACGAUGUUUCGAAAAUUUUUUAUUUUGUCAUACUUAUAUACUUAUACAACCUUUAAGAUGAAAAUCUCUUGCAAGUGGGAUAGGGAUAUGGGGAUCCUAAGCAAAAGGCAAGAAUCAAAAGCGUGUCACAAGCUAUUCAAAAAAAAAAAAAGCGUGUCACAAGGGUGUAAGAAAGACCUUCAACAGUUCAACCAACUAAGUCAACCUUGAUUUUUUUCCCCGACUUAUAAGUUAUAUGCAGUUAGUUACUUAUCUGGGGGUACAAAUGUACAAGCACUAACUCACUAAGGAUCCAAUUCUCUCAUAUUUAUGGGCUGGUACAAUAUUUAUUAUAUGCCUGUCUGCCUGUAUAUUCAAGGCCAAGUUUCUUUUCUAAACUUUCCCUUUUGCCCUUUUGGGCGAGUUAAUUGGGCUGGGGAACAUAUGCAAAUACUUCUAUUUCUCUUGAUCUUUGUGAUUUCUUUU